Protopterus annectens (West African lungfish) is the source of this 1795-nucleotide messenger RNA. It is a transcript of the gene SDF4, whose product is annotated as stromal cell derived factor 4. Lineage: Eukaryota; Metazoa; Chordata; Ceratodontiformes; Protopteridae. Gene Ontology annotation, molecular function: calcium ion binding. Gene Ontology annotation, biological process: calcium-ion regulated exocytosis. The record is from RefSeq and is a predicted model, not a curated record. Gene Ontology annotation, cellular component: endoplasmic reticulum. Bases 247 to 1314 code for a protein of 355 amino acids. The transcript is spliced from 7 exons.
UGCCACAGCAGAUGGUUCGUGUUCAACAGGAAAGGGAACUGGUGAGCGCACUUUGAGGUGAGGUUUCCUUCUGUGUGACUACAGCAGAAGACAGGUAACAGAGAACGCACCGGUGUGUAGUGGGAUAACGUGUCACAGUUGGUGUCUGCCUGUAAGAAAAGUGGCUUUUUGAAUAGGGACAUUGCUUUUUGCCAGGUUCUCUGUCUUGCUGAAAUAUUGUCAACAAGCUUUCCCUAACAAUCGGUUAUGGCUUCCAAAAAGACUUUCAUUCUCCGUCUGUGUUCACUCUACCUGUUCCUGUUUUUCAUAUUUUUGUUGAUGGACGUCUAUGCUAGACCUGCCAAUAAUUCAUACAAAGACAAAGCUAGCAAUAGCAAAGAUGAAAAUGAAAUUCUUCCACCAGAUCACCUGAAUGGAUUGAAAAUGGAAAUGGAUGGACAUCUGAACAAGGACUUCCAUCAGGAGGUCUUCCUAGGGAAGGAAAUGGAAGAAUUCGAAGAAGAUUCGGAGCCCAGAAGAAAUAGAAACAUGCUUAUUGAAAUAUUUGCAAAGGUUGAUGCCAAUGAAGAUAAAAUGAUUAGUGCCAAAGAGAUGCAGCGCUGGAUCAUGGAGAAGACAGAAGAACAUUUCCAAGAGGCAGUUCGGGAAAACAAGUUACACUUCAAAGCUGUGGAUCCUGAUGGUGAUGGUCAUGUUUCUUGGGAUGAAUAUAAAAUCAAAUUUUUAGCAAGUAAAGGCUUUGAUGAAAAGGAGGUAGCACAAAAGAUUAAAAAUAAUGAAGAUUUAAAAAUUGAUGAAGAAACUCAGGAAGUAUUGGAUAACUUGAAGGACCGCUGGUUCCAGGCUGAUAGCCCACCUGCUGAUCAGUUACUUGAUGAAGAUGAGUUCCUCUCCUUCCUUCAUCCUGAGCAUAGCCGAGGAAUGCUGAAGUUUAUGGUUAAAGAAAUUGUCCGAGAUUUGGAUCAAGAUGGUGACAAGAAGUUGACCUUGGCUGAGUUCAUUUCUCUACCAGUUGGAACUGUUGAGGAUCAACAGGGUCAUGACAUAGAUGAUGAUUGGGUCAAAGAUCGGAAAAAGGAGUUCCAGGAGGUCAUUGAUGAAAACCAUGAUGGAAUUGUCACUAUGGAAGAGUUGGAGGAAUAUAUGGACCCUAUGAAUGAACAUAAUGCCUUAAAUGAGGCUAAACAGAUGAUAGCAGUGGCAGAUGAGAACCAGAACCAUCAGCUGGAACUUGACGAAAUUCUGAAGUAUAGUGAAUACUUUACUGGCAGUAAGCUAAUGGACUAUGCACGAAAUGUACACGAAGAGUUCUAGAUGUGGACAGCACCUUUUUACAACCAGCAGCAAACUUUAUGUUGGUGCUACAUGUGGUCUGUGUAUAUAAACGAACUGAAAUGAUUUUAAGCUACAAGUUGUAUGUUUUUGUGAAUGUUUAUUUUCAUGUGGAAAAAUGCGCUUUGGGCUGGCAGUGUAGGUAGAGGCUUUAAUGAUAUUUUAUCAAUGCGUUUUAUCCCUGCAGCAACCAAGGGUGGAAUUUUCAUUCUGUCUUCAUCAGCAUACUUUGAAUUGGAGCAAGUCACGUAAUCUCUUCACAAUGUUAUGAAAUAGUCCUUGAAAGCAAGUGCAUUUCCAUUGCAGGCCUUAUAAUUGGGAAGUGUUUAAAUGUUUGUCAUGAUCACAGUUCUCAUCCAUGCACAGCACCUUUACUGUUGAAGACUUCAAAAAGUGGUGACUUUAUUUUUUCUAUAAAAUGUGCAAGAAGCUUUUGCAGAAGUAAAUUAUUGAUCCAUUUUCA